This is a messenger RNA of Poeciliopsis prolifica (blackstripe livebearer), 708 nucleotides long. Its product is annotated as cornifelin homolog B-like. NCBI's taxonomy places the organism in Eukaryota, Metazoa, Chordata, Actinopteri, Cyprinodontiformes, Poeciliidae. The coding region runs from base 89 to 475 and encodes 128 amino acids. The record is from RefSeq and is a predicted model, not a curated record. The transcript has 4 exons.
AAACUGAACUCGCCUCCAUCGGCUUUCACUCAGCAACCCAGCGAGUCCACGCCGCUUUCUUCCCCUUGCAAUCCAGCUUUAAAACGGCAUGGCGUACCCACCCCCCGGUCACCAGGUGGUGAUGGUCAACCACCAGGGUCCAGGCCAUUGGAGCACUGACCUCUGCGACUGCUGCUCCGAGAUGGGCACCUGUUGCUGUGGGUUGUGGUGCUUCCCCUGCUUGCAGUGCGAGACUGCCAGUAAGUACGGCUGGUGCUGCCUCAUGCCCUGUCUGGACUUCUGUGGCGUGGUGUCCUGCAUACUCCGCGGCAACAUCAGAGAGCGUCACAACAUUCCUGGCUCAGGGUGCGAUGACUGCUGCAAGGUGAUGUGGUGCUACCCCUGCGUUUGGUGCCAGAUGAAUCGCGAGCUGAAGAUCCGCGCCCGCAAUCCAUCAAGCACCACCGUGAUCACCACUCAGGUCGGCAGGAUGUAGCCUGCAGACGUGGAGGUGGCUUCACAAGGUUCAUACAUUACAUAUUUUGUCAUUUCACCAUUAUUCAGAGUUACUGAUUAGAGUUUGACUUGAUGCAAAGAGAAACAUUUCUGUUCAGCUGUGUGUUAGUGUGAAUCCAUUUGUAACUUUGCUUUGUUUUGUCACAUUAAAAGUUUGAUAUUUUUCUGUUCUUUGUUCCUUAAUAAAAUACUUCCUUCAAGUAUCAAGAACAA